Messenger RNA from Bacidia gigantensis, 3234 nucleotides. RefSeq lists its product as uncharacterized. Gene Ontology annotation, biological process: Golgi to vacuole transport; retrograde transport, endosome to Golgi. Lineage: Eukaryota; Fungi; Ascomycota; Lecanoromycetes; Lecanorales; Ramalinaceae. Gene Ontology annotation, molecular function: syntaxin binding. Bases 1 to 3234 code for a protein of 1077 amino acids. The record is from RefSeq and is a predicted model, not a curated record. Gene Ontology annotation, cellular component: GARP complex. The transcript is spliced from 2 exons.
AUGUCCUAUUCGGCACCCAGGCGAUCCGUUGAUACCUUCGCCUCGCCUUCCUCCGCAACCCCUAAUCAGUACCCUUUUCCAUUUACCUCACCAACUCAAUCAUCUCUCAGCUCACGUCAGGGCCAACCCAGAGGCUUGCCCGCAAGCUCCUACAGCUCUGCCGGGGGGGUCUGGAUACGUCAACACAAGAUCAAGACUGCUGCUUCAAGUGCUGUGAAGCCGCCUUCGACAAAAGACAUACCACCAGUCACGCUUUCCGAUAUACCCCCUGUAGACCUAUCAGUCUUCUCCUCGUAUCUGAAGCAGGCUGGCGCCCUUUAUGACGCUUUCCAGCGAGCGAAAGGUGAUGCAACAACGGGAGAGGCGGCGGUGGAAAGGAGGAGGUCCCGGGGCUUAUCAAGCGAGAGUCUUCACCCUACUCUAAAUUCCCCACAACAUUCGAGGCGCAGGUCAGGUAUACCAGGCACGCCAGCAUUGGAUCUCAGCCCGUCCUUGCCUACUUCACCGUUAGAGAGACCUCAUGCGAGGCGACAAGCUACUGGCCGACGUCGUGCUCCUCUACAGCCUGCUCCUCUCUCUACCAUCCCUAAUGUUUACUUUGAACCCGAUUUCCAUUUGGAGAAUCCUCGAAUUUUCGAUAUUGUAAGUGAAAGGUCGGAGAUUGUGAGGCAGCCAGGUGCGAAUGGGGCUGCAGUGCCACCGGGGUCCAGUGGAAGGAAAGUUCUUGCUACAAACGCCAUUUUACAAGAGAAGCUCUCCUGGUACAUGGACACCGUCGAGGUGCACCUUAUAUCCUCUAUCUCGACAGCCUCGAGUUCAUUCUUCGCUGCAUUAGGUAAUUUACGUGAGCUUCACACGGAAGCUGCUUCAUCUGUAGCCAAGAUUCAGUCUUUGAGGUCGGACUUGACCAAUUUAGAUGGUGGCAUGAUGCAAGGAGGCUUGAAGAUUGUGGCUCUUCGUAGACGACGAGAGAACAUGCGGAAACUUGGUGACGCCAUUCGUCAAUUGUGGGAAAUGGUUGAGUCUGUAACGCGCUGUGAAGAGUAUCUCGAGAAAGGGGAAGUACAAGACGCCCUAAGCACCCUGGUCAGUGUGGAAUGUCUCAUGGCUGGUCAGCGCAGGGAAACCGGAGAUAACAGGUCAGACGUACAUCGAUUGAAGUCUGAGCAAUUGAUUGACUUAAGAGGGAUCAACGCUCUGCAAGGCUCAGAUGAUGAAAUAGCUUAUCUGCGGCAGAAGAUAGGAAAGACAUUUGAAUCAAGGUUCUUAGACGCUCUCCUAGGUGACUUGAGGAGGCAUGUCGACUCUACGAUCCCAAAAACUACCCUGGAGAGAUGGGAUAACGCAUAUCAGCGCUCGCGAGGUAUGCACGGUAGGAAGCCAUCAAUAUUUCCUACGUAUCUUCACAUGGACGAUACGCUGCGUUCUACUCUGCAGGUGAAUCUCGACGGCUUGGCAAGGUGCGAUUGUCUGAAGCAGGCAACCACAGCAUAUCGAGACGCAUUGUGGAGAGAGAUCAAGGUCUUGAUAAAAAGACAUCUACCAAGCUCAAGCGAUGAUGAUAUGGAAUCGACCAUUUCGGCAUCCACCCAGGGAGGGCGGCGACUGACUCAACAGGAGAAAUCAAGCCUUCUUGCUCGGCAUCUUCGGGACUUAGCACCUGAAGAGGCGGAAGACAUGCUACAAAAGAUCUAUGCGAAUGUGGGUGAGGCUUUGAGAAGGUUGAGCACUCAAGUCAAGUUGGUGUUAGAUAUCACGAGCACUUUCAGUGCGUCUAGCCGAGGUGCUUCAGCAUCCCUGGGGAGUCCCUCGCUACCAAAUACGGAUGUCAGUAAGAAUUUGGCGGUAGCACAAUUACCUCCUCGGGUCUCCUUUGACCAGGAAGAUAUCCAGCAGACUCUGGAUAUGUCAAACCUUCUGGGCCAGGGCGUAGAUAUCGCUCAAGCUCAAAUUACUAAAGUUUUGAAAGUUCGAUCGGAACAAAGCACACAGCUCCCAUUAAGACUCUUUCUAAGAUAUUUUAAUCUGAACAGGCUCUUUGCCGAUGAAUGUGAGGCUACUUCUGGCCGAGGGGGCACAGCACUUAAGACUGUUGUGAAUGCGCACAUCCAAGAUUUUGUAAAACGUGCUAGUGAUGCUGCCAGGCAAAAGCUCAUCGACAAUCUCGACCGCGACAGAUGGGACGCGAAAGAUUUUUCGGAAGAGCAUAAUGAAAUGCUCACUGACAUCAUCACAGCCAGCACCCGAGAUGUUGGGAGAUGGUCCGUAGGUAGCUUGGUAUUUGCCGAAAAUCUCGAAGAGCAGGAUAGUAGACAAUCGCCUAAUGGAUACCUGCCGAAUGGUGCAGAACAGACGGUCAAAGAUAGGAUACGAAGUGCUAUCAUCGACGAACAGAAGUUCAUCCUCCCCGAUUCAGCGUUAGUAUUACUGGAGGGCAUCAGUCAAUUUGAGCAGAUCAUUACCGGAAUUCCAAGCAUGACGCAGGAGCUCACGACAUCACUGCUUGAAUAUCUCAAAUUGUUCAACUCCCGAUCCUCUCAAUUGAUCCUUGGAGCGGGCGCGACUCGAAGCGCUGGCUUAAAGAACAUAACAACCAAGCAUCUAGCACUCGCUUCUCAAACGCUUAGUUUCGUUACAGCUCUUGUACCAUAUAUGCGCGAGUUUGUUCGUCGGUAUCAGACCAACCCUCAGGGUCUGAUGAUUGAAUUUGACAAAGUGAAGCGACUUUAUCAAGAGCAUCAAUCCGGCAUCAGUGACAAGAUGGUCGAUAUUAUGAGCAAUCGCGCCUCGACUCACGUUAGUGCGAUGAAGAAAAUCGACUGGGAUGGGCCGUCGACCAAUGCUGCCGUCAGCCCAUAUAUGGAGACUCUGAUAAAGGAGACGACGACUCUUCACAAAGUACUUAGCAAGCACUUGCCGCAAAUGACCAUUCAGUCAAUCAUGGAUCCAGUCUUCAACAGCUAUCGAGAACAGUGGCACCAUGCCUUCGACGAAAUAGAGGUGAAGACUGAAGCCGGCAAAGAACGGAUUCUCAGGGAUCUAGACUUUUUUAACUCUCGAAUGAGCAAACUCGACGGCGCUGGUGACAUCGGGAGAGACGUUGUCGAUCUUGUCAAAAGCAAACCUGUCUCCAACGGGAAACCCUCUCUCGAGAGCCAGACUGAGGCGGGUCCUCCAAUUCCUAACGGAACAAUAGACCUACCAAAGGACGGUCUUCAGGACGGUCGAGCUUAG